This is a messenger RNA of Haliotis rubra (blacklip abalone), 1340 nucleotides long. RefSeq names its product multiple epidermal growth factor-like domains protein 10. Lineage: Eukaryota; Metazoa; Mollusca; Gastropoda; Lepetellida; Haliotidae. Gene Ontology annotation, molecular function: scavenger receptor activity. The record is from RefSeq and is a predicted model, not a curated record. The coding region runs from base 42 to 1340 and encodes 432 amino acids. The transcript is spliced from 10 exons.
CCUCUUCAGUGAUUCGGUGCAGUGCAGUGGUCGCUGCGGUGAUGGAGAGAGGCUGUACACUGUUCGUCCUCGUGGUCCUCACGGUUUCCUCUCUUGUAGAUGGACAGGAAGGUUCCUGUCAACCAGGAACGUUUGGAGACUACUGCAGCUACUCCUGCAACUGCGGCUCGUCCUGUAACAGUGCAACAGGAGUUUGUGCCGGCGCCUGUGAUGAUGGCUGGAGGGAAGGAAAUGGGUCACUCUGUCAAAAGGAAAAUGUUGCCUAUGGAAAACAAGUAUCAGGUUCAGGAGACUACUCAAAUAGUUGGACUGCAAAGAAAGCUGUGGACGGGAACAGAGACCAGGACGUAACCCACGGCUCCUGCUAUCACUCAUAUUACUACCCGACCUUCUGGUGGGUAGACCUUGCUGCUGAAUACAGAAUACAUUCCGUCAGGAUCUACAACAGGGCUGGGUAUCCGCAUAGACUGGCAAACUGCAGCAUCUCCGUCGGACCAGACUCUAACUCGGAAACAGUCUGCUACACUUUUCCAUCAAAUCGCAAGGACAUCCCUGACGUCAUCGACCUGACAUGUAACGGGAUAGGGAACUUCUUCAUCAUCAGGAACCCAGGCAACGCACCUUCACAAGAUGAUACGCUCAAUAUCUGCGAGGUGGAGAUAUAUGUAUGUUCAAAAGGAACUUUCGGCGCUUAUUGUAGCGAGUUCUGUCACUGCCUGAACUCAACGUGUGACCACGCGACAGGGAAGUGUCCCGGUGACUGCAGCCCAGGCUGGAUGGGGAAUACCUGUUCCACACAAUGUACCAAUGGCACAUACGGCCCCAACUGUCUGAAGAAGUGCGAUGACAGACACUGUAACGGUACUUCAAGCUGCCCCCCGGUUUACGGGGGAUGCACCACUGGAUGUGAGAAAGGGUGGGCAAGGCCGGACUGCUCAGAUUGUACCACAGGCUUCCACGGUCCUGAGUGUAUUGAGUGUGGUCACUGUGCUACCAACACUACCUGUGACUCUACGACAGGUGAAUGUGGUUCUGGCUGCCUGGAAGGCUUCACUGGAUUACAAUGCAAAGAGUCUGUGGGCAACGGAUCGUCUGUCGCCGGCGCUGUGGUGGGAACCUUACUCCUGUUACUUAUCGCUGUUAUCAUUGCUGUCGUUGUAUUCAGGUGGCGAGGGAAACAUUCCAGCUCUGUCAGAGGUCACCAUGCCGUCUUCAAUCAAAAGGAAAGACAGAAGGGUGAUGACAACGUUUACAUGAACGUGGACGUCGACACUUUCCCCAUCUAUGCGACUCCCAACGUCAAAGCCCAAAAGCAAAGUCAGGGGUAUAGACACUCUUGA